AUGGUCCUCCCGUCGAUUACGACGAUGGAGUCCCUGGGCGUGCUGCUGCUGCACCCCAUGAACGGCUACCUGGAGCAGGAGCUGGACCGCCUCUUCCGCUUCUGGGACUCCCCUCCAGACGGGGGCGCCAAGUUCCUCCGUGCGGUCGUCGGCAACACUGGACGCAACGCCGACGCCGCGCUCAUCGAUGCGCUGCCGUCCCUCGAGAACGUCGCGUCCUCCGUGGGGAUCGACCGCAUCGACCUCACCAAAUGCCGCGAGCGCGGGAUCCAUGCUCACCGACGUGCUCACCGACGCCGUCGGCCUCGUCAUCUCCGUGGUAAGGAAGAUCACGCAUGGUGA
Messenger RNA from Triticum turgidum subsp. durum (durum wheat), 342 nucleotides. The record is from the annotation of a GenBank genome assembly. Lineage: Eukaryota; Viridiplantae; Streptophyta; Magnoliopsida; Poales; Poaceae.